Ananas comosus (pineapple) is the source of this 1578-nucleotide messenger RNA. Its product is annotated as 5'-nucleotidase SurE. Gene Ontology annotation, molecular function: nucleotidase activity. The record is from RefSeq and is a predicted model, not a curated record. Bases 138 to 1079 code for a protein of 313 amino acids. The transcript is spliced from 10 exons. NCBI's taxonomy places the organism in Eukaryota, Viridiplantae, Streptophyta, Magnoliopsida, Poales, Bromeliaceae. Gene Ontology annotation, cellular component: cytosol.
UAAUAAUACUCGCCGGCAGGUUGAUCAGUCGAGGGAAGAAUUAGUUCCCUUUUUUCGUUCGUCUUCCGCUCCUCCCUUCCUGCGCUUCUUUCGACCGCCCGCCCGCCCGCCCGCCAGCCCGCGCGCCAUCUCGCGAAAUGGACGGCGCGACGGGCCCGGUCCACCUGCCGACGGUGCUGAUCACGAACGACGACGGGAUCGACGCCCCCGGCCUCCGCUUCCUCGCCGACCUCCUCGUCGCCGCCGGCCGCUACCGCGUCCUCGUCUGCGCCCCCGAUUCGGACAAGUCGGGUGUCGGUCAUGGUGUUACAUGGCGUUAUGCGCUUAGUGCCAAGCGCGUUGAAAUUGAAGGGGCUACAGCUUUUGCAGUUUCAGGAACUCCUGCCGACUGCGCUUCUCUGGGAAUCUCUGGGAAACUCUUUCAGGGUGUGAUUCCUGACCUGGUAAUCAGUGGCAUUAAUGUUGGCAACAAUUGUGGAUAUCACAUUGUUUACUCGGGGACUGUUGCCGGUGCUAGGGAGGCCUUCUUGUAUGGCAUACCUUCUUUAGCUAUAUCAUACAACUGGUCAAGAGGUGAGAGCACUGUUCAGGACCUAAAACUAGCCGCAGAGGUUUGCUUGCCUCUAAUAAAUGCUGUACUAAUUGAGCUGAAAAACAAGACUUAUCCUGAAGGAUCAUUCUUGAACAUAGAUAUACCGACAGAUGUUGCGCAUCACAAGGGAUAUAAGGUUACAAAACAAGGAAAAUUUAUGAUCAGAAUUGGAUGGGAGCAAACAAAUUUGAGCAUGCCUGCAGUAGAAAGCUAUCAGACGGCAAAUAUGGAUAUUGACAAUGUCACGGACUCUGAAAAGAGUGCCUCUUCGUCUGCAUUGGAUGAUCAACUACUGUUUAAAAAAGUGGUCGUAAAGCCAAGUAGUGAAGUGGAGGAGGAAGAUGAUACAGACCAUAAAGCCCUCAUGGAAGGAUAUAUCACAAUCACUCCACUCGGCGCGCUAUCCCGUACAGAGGUAGAUGCUGUGCCUUAUUUCGAAGGGUGGUUACACCGUCUAGCUGAUUAUGCGUCAUCAUCUUCUUUAUAAAAGGGUGCGCUCCCUCCUUAAGAAUAAGGAAGUUCCUUCCAUACUUGAGCUGCCCUGCGAACAUGUUUUCGCAAAGAAGGGGAAAUCAAUUACCUCAUUUUUCUCAGAAUCAACUGCUACCUGCGAUUCGCUAAAGCGAACAAUGCUUCAGACUCGUUCAUCCAAGUGAACCGCUAUUGUUGUGAUUCAGAGCUAUUGAUUCUUCUUUACUAGUAUUUUAUCAAGCAAUACGAACUUAAAUGGCUGAGCCUCUCAAUUGUCAUCUACAAUAACAGACAUUUGCUUUAGUUCAUUGAUGAAUCAAUUUCUGCUUGUCUCGCAUCGGUCGCUGCUGUAUUGAGGAACUCGCGGGACAGUUCAACUGCGUGUGUGAAUUACCCAACGCUCUGUAUUUUGCGUGUAUGCGAUAGUGCUCAAGUAGGAUUGUUUGGAGAAACCACAACAACUUUUUGUUAAAUACAAAAGUUGGAGACCACUGCUGUGGAAGUUUAUACCUUUA